Ylistrum balloti is the source of this 1470-nucleotide messenger RNA. RefSeq names its product solute carrier family 49 member 4-like. Gene Ontology annotation, cellular component: membrane. Gene Ontology annotation, molecular function: transmembrane transporter activity. The transcript has 12 exons. The coding region runs from base 1 to 1470 and encodes 489 amino acids. Lineage: Eukaryota; Metazoa; Mollusca; Bivalvia; Pectinida; Pectinidae. The record is from RefSeq and is a predicted model, not a curated record.
AUGGAGACAAAUGUCGACGAGGAGAACCAGUUACUUGGGGCGUCCAGCCGGAUCUACCGUGCACGCUGGUGGAUACUUUUGUUGUCUUUUCUUCAUUUUCUCCAGCAGUGUUUCAGCAUAAAUACCUGGGGACCAAUAGCCCAGUCAGUCAAAAGAGCAUUUGACUGGGAAGACACCACCAUAGUUUUUAUUCUCAACAUGUGUCGAGCGGGAAGCAUGGUUUACAUAUGCAUCGGAUCAUACGUAUUGGACAAAGCAGGUUUACGGGUUGCUAUGCUGAUGUAUUCUGCUACUGCGCUAUUUAGUAACGGUUUACGGUCGCUAAGUAAAGACAAGAGCAUUGCGUUGGUGUCAAUAUGUUUUUUCUUUAAAAGGCUCAUUACCAUCGGGGAGUUUCUCAAAGGAUGCAAUGGAGUAAUAACAUUUGCAGCGCCGCCAAUUAUUGCAGACAGGUGGUUUCCACCAGGAGAGAGAAUUACCGCAUUAGCUAUCAUGAUACUAGCGGCAUAUGUUGGAGAUGGGGUCUCCAGUAUCAUUGGGCCAAAGGUAGUGGAGAAACCAAUUUUCACCCACGAUAGUAUUCUGCAUAACUCAACCGUAACUGCAAACUCGACGAGAGUUAUCAAUGGCGAGGAAAUGUUGGAUGAAGUGAUGACCUAUCUCUAUGUUCAGUGUGGAGUGUCGGCAGUGUUGUUCAUUAUGACUGUAGCUUACUUCCCUGAUAAACCGUCAUCGGCUCCAAGUACCUCUUCUGGUAUGUCACGUCUUAACUACCUGGAAUCCUUCCGGAAACUCGUCAGAAACAAGCAUCUGCUAUUAGUAGUGGUGGUUUUGGGUGUAAUAAUGGGCAUCUACACGUCCUUUAUUCAAGUGACAGACAUAAUAUACGAUCCUUUGGGCGUUUCACAGUUGAGCGCUGGGUGGAUAGCAUUUUAUACCAUAAUCACAGGCAGUGUACUUGGGUUCUUCAUAGCAAGGUUUUCUGAUAAAUUUAUGAAGCGACUCAAGUCAGUUCUUUUAGCUAUGUUUGUACUCAUCAUAGCAACAUCUCUGUGGACGGCUUUACUUGCUAAUGGAUUGCUUCCUUACUCUAAAUGGCAGUUGUAUGUAUCUGCCAUCGUGAGUGGUGCUGUGAUGAAUGCCUCCUUCCCUCUGUGGUAUGAGGUUAUUUGUGAAAUGUCCUUCCCUAUACCCGGUGGAAUCAUUAACGGAAUGGCUAACUUCGUCGUCGUCGUCUUUGCCAAUAUUUUUUUUGGUCUCAUGUAUAUGCCUGUAUCUGACUACAGAUGGUUGACGUGGACUAUGUUUGCUUCGUCCUUGCUUGGUUUUAUGACGUUGUUGUUAUUACCGUUGACCUACAUUCGGACAGAUAUUGAUAAAGAGGCUAAGGAUGAGGAUGACAGUCGUAGCAACGAGGCCGACAAUAUCAUGAUGGAAACCUGUACUCAAGAAAAUGUAGGGAAGGAUUAA